AUGGCUCCGCUGGGUCGGCUCAGGGCCGACAGGCUGAGAGACGGAGUGUACACGGCGAACUCACUGAAUGCCGAGUACUAUGGCCAGAGGGCGUCGAAAGGAGGCUUGCAGUUGACGGAAUCGACUCCCAUAUCACGACGGGCCGCCGGAUAUCCAGGCAUCGCGGGGAUCUUCACCCCGGAACAAGUCGAAGCGUUCAAGCCCGUUACCGAAGCCGUCCACGCCAAAGGCGGAUUCAUCUUUUGUCAGCUCUGGCACGCCGGAAGGGCGUCCAUCCCAGACUAUCUGGAUGGAGAGACUCCCGUCAGUUCGAGCGCGGUGGCCCUGCCCGGAAGUUUCGUUGGGCCUGGGCCCAAAGAGUACCCGGCAGUGGUGCCGAAGGCGUUGACGCAGCCUGAAAUCGACGACAUCGUCCAGGACUUCGCGGCGGCGGCGAAGCGAGCUAUCGCGGCAGGCUUCGAUGGCGUCGAGAUCCAUGGAGCCAACGGAUACCUGAUCGAGCAAUUCCUGCACGACAACAUCAACCAGAGAACCGACCAGUACGGAGGCAACAUCCAGAACCGCUGCCGGUUUCCGCUGGAGGUUCUCCGGGCCGUGACAUCGGCCGUGGGCAGUGAGCGAACCGGCAUCCGCCUGAGCCCGUUCAACUACUUCCACGGCACCCGCGACAGUGACCCCAUGGGACACUGGGCCUACCUAUGCGAGCAGAUCGUGGCUCUGCCUCGGUCGAACCGGCCGGCCUACGUCAACAGCAUCCAGCCGCAGUUCGACGAGAUGCUCUCCGAGGAAGCCAAGAUGAAGGCGCUGGCCGCGUCGGCAUCCACCAGUACCACGGCCAGUACCAGCGCCAGUGCCAGCCUUCUGGCCUCGGCCUCGGCCAAGCAGGACACCUCGACCUAUUCCCUGACCCCCUUCCGACGCAUCCUGCAACGCGGAGACAUCAAGUUCCUCGCCGCCGGGAACUACAACCGGGACAACGCGCUGCCCACCAUCGAAAACGACGAAGCCGACGGCGUCAUCUUUGGCCGACAUUUCAUCGCAAAUCCCGAUCUGCCACGCCGCCUGGCCGAGGGCUUGCCCUUGAACCCCUAUGAUCGCUCCACCUUCUACGGCGCCAAUCCGCCCUCCAAGGGCUACACCGACUACCCGUUCUGGUCGAGCGACUUGGCAUCUUCGCCGUCCCUCUCCGCCAGCGCUUGA
Molecule: messenger RNA, 1200 nt
Organism: Capronia epimyces CBS 606.96
Lineage: Eukaryota; Fungi; Ascomycota; Eurotiomycetes; Chaetothyriales; Herpotrichiellaceae
Exons: 3
Coding region: 1-1200 (399 amino acids)
Molecular function (GO): FMN binding; NADPH dehydrogenase activity
Source: RefSeq, a predicted model, not a curated record